Molecule: messenger RNA, 2253 nt
Organism: Colletotrichum phormii
Lineage: Eukaryota; Fungi; Ascomycota; Sordariomycetes; Glomerellales; Glomerellaceae
Product: fungal-specific transcription factor domain-containing protein
Exons: 2
Coding region: 1-2253 (750 amino acids)
Biological process (GO): DNA-templated transcription
Molecular function (GO): zinc ion binding; DNA binding
Source: RefSeq, a predicted model, not a curated record
AUGGACGCCGUAGAGUCGCCCAAUGCCACCUCCGAGUCAGGAACCCUCAGUCCGGCGCACUUCAACCACUCACGCAAGCGGAAACACUCGGGCUCAACAGACCGUCCCACACGCGAGUAUGGCUUGAUGCGGGACACGGGCAAGCAUGACACCGCCCGCUUUGUUGGCAGCGGCAGCGGCAUUCACUUUAUCCGGGGCGUCUACGUGAGGCUGGCCCGUAAGUCUGCGCUCAGGACAUCCCAGUCCACCAACAACAUUAGCAACCUCGUCCCCGGAGAGGACGACCAGCUUCAGCGAGAGACAUCUUCCCGUGAUGGCGACGAGCAGAAUCUUUGGAGAAGUUCAGAGUUGAUACCAGAGUCUGAAGGCGAUGACUUCAACCCUUCCUUUGAGCAGCUGGUUGACUGGUCAAGGAGCUACUUUGAAGCAUGGCACCCGACGCUCCCUUUCCUCAGCGCCCCAGAUGUACUCAACCUCUUCGAGGAAGUCAGUGCUGGCGGAGUAGCUGCCCUCGGCCAUCUCGAGGGCUCGAUUGUCAAGUCAAUUUUGUCAAUCUCUCUAGCUGACAGUCGCCAAAGGGCUCCCUUUACUCAGCCAGUUCCAGCCUCCCUCGUCUUCCGCACAGUCGAGGAGGCAAUGUCGGCGUCACAAUUCGCCCUCUACCAACCAGCCUCGAUCCAAGCUACACAAGCCGCCCUCGCCAUACAACUGUUCCUCGUCUCUAUGCUUAGACUAAACUCGGCAUCGAGACUAGGCGGCUUAAUAGUCAGAAUGGCUUUUCAUCUCGGCUUACACCGGUGCCCUUCGAGGUACCCGUUCUUCACCAAAGAGGAGGCACAGAUGCGCAGACGCGUCUUUUGGUGCAUAUACUGCACGGAGAGAUUCCUCUGCCAAGCGCUUGGCCUCCCACUGGACAUCCGGGACGACGACGUCGAUGUGUGCUAUCCCGGCGAAGAAAAGCACGGAACACUUGCCGAUGCCGAAGACAAUAGGCUGCAAUUGCUCACAUACCUGGCCAAGCACGCGCGGAUACGAGGGUUGAUUUUGGAGCUGCGAAACAAAUCAAUACACUCGCGAGACGACACCGCGGAUCGGUCCAGUUACGUCCAAGCAGAGCUUGCAAAAUGGUCAAACGAGAUCCACGACGCGGUCGAAGACGAGCAUACGCAAGAUGAAAACACACCACAACCGCCAAUCUCUGCAGGACAUCGGGUUUUCUUGCUUCUGCUCAAGUACGAGUCAAUGAUCUCCCUCAAUCGACCGAUGAUGACGUCCGACCCUUCGAGCCCGGCGUACUCUGCGGGUUUGCAAAACUGCAUUUUUGCAGCGAAAUCCAUCUUCAUUGCUUUGAAGAGGCAUCACAGCCAGAACAAAGUCCCGGGUGACCCUACGAGCGCUUGCCUGCUUGAACCAUUGCUUCAGCCGUCGUUCACUUGGGCCGUGUGGAUUAGCGCAUUCAUUCUCAUAUAUGCUGGCUUUGAACGACAGCUGCCGUUAGCAAGUGCGUUGAAACACGUGGAAUCAGGGAAAGAAGUUCUCCGCCACAUUGCCUCUCGCGACACGUCGUGGCCCGAAUACUGCCUCUCCGCAGUCGACGAGCUCACGGCAGCCGUGAGAGAAUUAUCUGUCCCGAACAAUCCACUCAGACGACAACCGAGCACAAGUAACUUGGCACCGAACAGCCAUCUCCGAGCAGACCUCGGUCAACAAGCUCGACCGAACAGCAGUUCCAGCAGACCCAGAGGGCUACGCUCCGACUCGACAAACACCCAGCCAACCGGAUCCGGCCUCCGAGCCCGCUUCUCCCCGUCUGUCGCUGCGUCCUCAGGCCGGCCGGAUGACCAAGGGAUAGUCGCGCCAGACAAUACAAUUUGGUCACAGAAUCAAAGCGAUGGACUUUCAGGGCCGGCGGAUGACCAGUCUGGUAGAUGGCCCACGCAGGCCUCGCCAGCAUCAGGUCCGCCGGUCAACGCGGGGUGGACGGCGAGCACACCCGGGGCUCAGUCUGGGUUCCAGGCGACUGCGCAACAGGAUUCUCCCAACUUUGAUAGCCAGCCGUUUUCUCUAUCGCUAGGUGCUACCACGUCGUUUCCCGCGAUGGGAACCUCGGAAAAUGCUCCUGGCGAAGGGCAGGAGUCUAUGGUUUGGUAUGAUCAGUUGUUUGCUAAUUCUUUUGGCGCUAUUGAUUAUCCGUUUCUGGCGGCGGCGCAAUUUGAUCCGUCUGUGGAUCCUACGUGGUCGUAUUUACGAUAG